AUGGCUGAUCAUAUACAAAUCCUUGCGAAAGCUUUUCCUACACUUACAGCUUCGGAGAUAAAUGAUAUUAAUUUCAUGUAUCCGACACUUGAAGAAAAACAACAAGCCUGUGCGAAUUUAGCGGUAAAUAAAGUUAAGGUAAAUCAAAAUGAAUUUAUUUUUUAGAAAAAUAAUUAAUUUUUAGAUAAUUUUAUAUAAAAUCAGAAUAUUCAAGAGGAGCACAUUUCUCAAGCCCCGGCUGAGGCAUCAAUGGAUUAUCAUGAAACUAUUCAAGAUAUCCUUACCGAAAUCCUAAGGUCUGACUGUGGAACUUCUUAUAAUCAAGCCAUUUCUGUCAUCAAAACUAUAUUAGAAAAUAUAAAACGCGACCCAAAUAAUGACAAAUAUAAAAGAAUUAGGCUCAACAACCCAAAAUUCCACAGCUCACUAGGGCAAUAUGAAACUGGGGUAGUUUUGCUUGAAAUUCUUGGGUUUCGGAAAGAAAUAGAUGGAGAAGAAGUCUUAUUGAUGCAGGAAUACAAUGAUUAAGAUUAUGCUCUAGCAGGUCUUUAGGGGUUUGUUUUAGCCCAUUACCGUCCCAGCGCAGGCUUCAGGUUCAAGUGUCCCUAAUCGCCAGUGUCAAACCUCCCUUCGAUAUCACCAGUCUCUCGGAGAGACUCACCCGAAGUUUGUGCCUGGGUCUCACCUUGCAGGACCGAAUCUCUCUAACACUGGUAGUACUAGAGUAUGGGUAAAGUGUCUUAGUGCCUCAUUCUGGUCUACCUGUAUGAUACAGGAAUAGAAUAGUUCCGAGAAUGCGUGCCGACAUAGCGCUCUCAUAUCGAGUUUCAACCAGGCAAAAAUCAGCCCGGACUUCCCAAAAGUAUUGAAUUCACUCUACGACUAAAAUCAACUCAUCAAUCACAUUGGACCUAUCACAACUCGCCAUUUUUUACAAAAUGGAAUACAAUGAGGAAUAUAUAAAAUAUGCAUUAGGCAUUAUUUCAAGGAUAAAUCCUGCCCCACCUCAGCCGCCUGUCAGUCAGAAUAGAAAUGAAUUUUUAGCAAAAAUUCAUGAAGACAGAGCAAAGCAGCCAUUUACAUAUGUGAGACCUAACAGGAAUUUGAAUAUGCCAAAUGACACAACCUUGCAGCUGCAAGAGUACAGGAGGCAGAAAAAAGGGGCUUAUUUUCAUGAAAGGCCAGCAAGAGUAAUGACACUUGCUGAUUUAAAUAGACAAGCCCCCUCUGCGCCUUAUCAUAAUUCCCCACAGCCCCAUUAUGAUUCUUUAUCAAGUUUUGAUAAUCCUAGAAAUAUUGCAAUCAGAGCCUUCCAAUUAUUCUUUAUUUAUUUAUAUAAAUCAUUAUUUUUUUUAAAAACAAAAUAACCCUUAAUUUUCAGUAAAAAUAAUUUUAUUAGAUAUAUCUAAUGAAUUCAGAAAAAGCCAAGGACUCUGUGAGCUUGUAUGGGAUGAAGGAUUAAUGGAAAUCGGAAAAGUCCAUUCUACCAAUAUGGGAGAUGGAAGAGUUGCAUUUGGCCAUGACGGAUUUAAUGCUAGAUUUAGACAAUUUCCUAUACCUUAUGUCAGAAGUGGCGCUGAAAAUGUAGCCAUGAGCCAUGGGAUGGGAGAUCCUGCCAAAGUUGCAGUAGACGGGUGGAUCAACUCUCCAGGGCACAGGAAAAAUUUGCUGGGGCAUUUUAAUUAUAUGGGGAUUGGUGUGUAUCAGAAUCAAAAAGGAGCUUGGUACUUCACUCAGUUAUUCGCAGGAAUCUAA
Molecule: messenger RNA, 1755 nt
Organism: Blepharisma stoltei
Lineage: Eukaryota; Ciliophora; Heterotrichea; Heterotrichida; Blepharismidae
Source: the annotation of a GenBank genome assembly